AAGUCACAUGACCGGAAGACAUUACUUGCGAGGGAAUAUGGCUGCUGGGUUAUCGGUGCUUGCAAAUUAGCAUGUAUCUUUUCACUUGUUUUUUUGACUCGGAAAAAACCUAGACUACAUGAUUGGAACUGUGUUCUUAUUUUUUCUUGGAUCGGUCGUCAGGAAGUAUAGUUCAAAAGUGAGCGGUUUAUGAAGAGGAGGAAAUUCCAAGUGGUCAAGGAGCCUCUCGGAAGGGUUCUAGUCUGCGGCUUAAAUUCAGCAUCGGAUCAAAGGAAACCUCAUUGUGGACUAGCAUGAAAUCCAGUGGUAGCCAUUUCGAAUCUGGUCCACAAAAAGUACAAGAAUGUUUUCAGCUCACCUGAUGGUUUCAGCUAUUUUUAGUUUACUGCUAUCAGCUUCAUCAGAUGAAAACACAACAGCAUCCCCAAGUUUGAGUCCCGUUUUGCAAACAGCAGGAGACAAUGUUACACUAGAUUGCUCUCUGGCAGACCAAGAUGAACAAGUCGAAGGCACAGUGUGGAAGAAGGAGGAUUUAUUCCUGGUAUCACAGGGAGGUGGCAGCCAGGAUUUGAAUUAUGCAGACAAUGAAUUAGCCAAGCGGCUGGCCAUUGUAGAUGGUUAUGGCCUGUUUUUAGAGAAGCUGCUUGUGUCAGAUACUGGCUUCUAUACAUGUCAGCUGUUAGUCCGCAAUGCCUCUUUAACUGAAGAGCGAAACAUCAGUUGGCAGCUUAUUGUACAAGAUGUUCCCAGUUCACCUGGUCAGGUUCAGAUAGACAGUAUUCAAUCUCGACAGGUGACUUUGUCAUGGCAACCCAGUGAAUCUGACAACAACAGCCCCAUCACUAACUACAUCAUCCAGAUAAGUCCUUGUCAGGGGAGUGGAGAUGGUGGUGAUCAAGGCAGGCCGCAAGAGCGGGUGGUCUCCAGUACCACAAUGCAGGUGACUGUUCGUGACUUGCAGCCACAGCAGUGUUACACAUUGCAGGUUUUUGCCAAGAAUAGCGUGGGCCGAAGCUAUCCCUACAGUAAUACAUUCCACACUGAAGAAGGAAAUGUAACUGAAGAAGAUGCUCAUCCACAAGCGGCACCUUACAAUUUCCAGGCAGAGAGUAUUUCUGACACACAGAUCCACAUAAAAUGGGAACGCCCUCAGCAGGAGCAUCUCAUGGGGGACCUUAAGGGCUAUAAGAUUAGCUAUAGCCAGCAGGACAUGAAUUAUGAGCCUAUCAAAAUUGAGGAUCCCACCAAAAAGGAGAUGGUUCUACAAGAUCUGAAGCCUUUCACUUGGUAUACAGUUUCUAUCUUGGCAUACAAUGAAAAUGGUGAUGGACCACAGGCAGAGCUGGCUGUUCAGACCUUGGAAGGGUUGCCAUCAAGUCCUCGUAUCACACAUAUUACUGGCCGGGACUCCACAUCAUUUUAUGUUCACUGGGAGCCUCCCAAAAAACUAUCUGGACGGUUGAGAGCUUAUGAGUUGAAUUGGAUCUUGGAUGACAAUUCAACGAAGACACGGAUUAUCUCAGGUCAUCUGACAAACCCAAUGUCUGCUUUCAUCUCUGGUCUUCGUCCUUACACUGAGUACAAGAUUCAAGUAGCAGCAUUCACUGGUGGUGGUCGAGGCAAGUUCAGUGAAAAGUACCCAGCACUCACUGAUGUUUCAGCACCAGGUGCCCCAUACAUCCGUAACGUUACAGUGCUGUCCCCUGACAGCGUAUACCUGCAGUGGGAUGCACCAUCAUUGUACUACCGCCGUAUUGACAAGUACAUUCUCAAAUGGUGGGACACGCGUGGCAAUGACCCAGAUACCAUGGUACCUGGCACACAGACAGAGUACACUUUGAAUGGCCUCCCUAGUAAUAUGAGAUACAACCUAAAGCUGGCAGGGGUGACACAGGCCAUAUUCAGCAAGCGGUUUUUGGUGGGAGAAUUCACACCCCCUGUCACCUUCACCCUAGGAGAGGAGGAGAUAACCAAGACACAUGUGGUGAACGCGGAGGAGAAGAAUGUUAUAUGGGAUAAUUAUCGUGAAAGUAACCAUGAUCCCAGCGUGCAGCAGAGCAAGGAUGACAGGGUUCCUACAGAGGUCAUCAUUGGAGUAACCUGCGCAGUCUUCCUUGUUGUCAUUGUUGUUGCCAUCUUCAUCGGAUACAAGUCAUUUGCUUGUCAGAAAUGCUACCAAGCAGCAUAUGUGUACCUAGCAGUCCCCAGCAACGCCCAGUCCACACCACCAACAGUCAUUACUGUGGCAGAACCUAGUGAGGAAAAGGAGUACCCAGAGAUUGCUGUGAGCGAGUUCCCAGCACAUGUAGAGGCUAUGCAUGCUGACAGUGAUUUUGCUUUUUCUCAGGAGUUUGAUGAUCUAUACCGACAUACGCGCACAGACUUCAAAUGUGAAGCUUCUAAUGUGCCAGAAAAUAGAAACAAAAAUCGUUAUAUCAACAUAGCUGCAUUUGACCAUUCACGGGUGAUGUUAAAAAUGGACAUGGGUAGGCGACAGUCGGAUUAUAUCAAUGCCAAUUAUGUUGAUGGCUACCACAAGGCUAAGGCAUACAUUGCUACUCAGGGGCCUCUACCACAGACUUUUGCAGACUUCUGGCGUAUGGUCUGGGAACAAAACUGUAGUGUUGUGGUCAUGAUAACAAAUCUUAUGGAAAAAGGAAGGCGCAAAUGUGACCAGUAUUGGCCAACUGAUGGAAUGGAAAUUUAUGGCAACAUGGCUGUGAAACUGCUGAGCACUGUUCAACGUGCUCACUACACAGUAAACAUGUUCUCCCUUCGAAACAUGAAGGUAAAAAAGCGCCACUCAAUGAAGGGUGUCAGUGAAAGAGUUGUGUAUCAGUACCACUACACUGAAUGGCCAGACCACGGUGUUCCUGACUACACACUUCCUGUCCUGGAGUUUGUACAGAAAUCUGCAGCCUGCAAUCCUCCAGAUGGAGGACCAAUUGUUGUCCACUGCAGUGCUGGUGUGGGCCGAACAGGGACCUACAUUCUUAUUGACAGUAUGAUUCGUAAGAUCCAGGACAAGGGGACAAUUAACAUUCCAUGGUUUACUCUGCAUAUUCGCCGUCAGCGCAACCUCCUUGUGCAGACAGAGGAUCAGUACAUGUUUAUACACGAUGUACUGGUGGAGUAUCUGGUGGGAGGUGGGCAGACAGAAGUUACCCAGGACAGUGUUGUUAACUAUGUUGCACUGCUGACUGCUGUUGCUAAUGGUGUGGCUGCACAGCAAAAGAUACCUGAUGCAUCAAGCACUCUGGAGAAACAGUUUAAGCUGGUGACGGGGCACACUCCCAGUGAAGACAGCUUGUACAAUGCACUGAAGUCAGUCAACUGUGACAAGAACCGCAGUAUGGAUUUUAUCCCUGUUGAUUUGAAGCGUGUAGUGCUUCCUGCACGCCCUGGCAUAGAUGGCUCAGAUUACAUCAAUGCUACUUACUUGCAGGGCUACAAAAAGUCAGAUGAGUUUAUUGUGACCCAGUAUCCAUUGGAGUCGACAAAAGAGGACUUCUGGCGCAUGGUGUGGGACCGAAACAGUCCUGUCAUCAUUGUUCUGACGUCCGUUGGAGAAGAGGAAGUGCCAGAGUUCUGGCCGGAAAAGGACAAGCCUGUGGAGGUGGAUGCCGGCAAUUUUAAGCUGUCCAUGCGUGAUGACCCUGAUGAGCAGCCAGGUUACAUUAUAAGGGACUUCAUCCUUGAGUCCAUUCAGUAUGAUUACAUCUUCAUGACCAAGGUGGUGGUAGUCAAAGACUGGCCAGGCCAAAAUUCACCUCCAUCCUGCUCAAUCUUUGGCAUGAUUGAGACAGCCCAGGAGUGGCAGCGUGCAAACGAUAUUGGCCCCGUUAUUGUUAUGGACAUGUAUGGAGGAGUGCAUGCAGGACGCUUCUGUGCUUUGUGGACAUUGCGUGAGCAGUUGCUGAUGGACAAAGCUGUGGACAUUUAUCAGCUGGCCAAACUGUACCACCUCAAGAGGCCAGGCAUCAUCUCAUCGCAGGAGGACUUGCGCUAUCUGUAUGACGCAGUUGUCUGUCUUCUUGAUCACCUGAAAGAUGAAGGGGGAUCAGUGAGCUCAUCCCCCCGACACUACAGUGCUUCUCGCAGAAAUGGAACCCUGCCACAUUCUUCCACAUUGCAAAGCACUACCAAGACCGAAACCAACAUAUGAAGGAGCAUACGUGCGCAGAUGGCAGCUUCAUAGCCAUCUGCUUGGCCAUGGCCCUCUUUGUGACAGUUGUGCAACUUUGCAUGAUUUGUGUUGGACUGCAUAGUUCUUUUUUUAUGAAAAAAAAUGCAGUUUGAAUGAAAGGAACUAAGCAGUUAUAUUCCCCGUUUAUUCGCAAGGACAUGCCAAGAAAGUCAGCAUAUUUUCCCAAGAAUUUGCUGAGAUUUUGAGAGUCCAGAAACAAUUCUGAUUAGUUUUGAUAGUUUUCUGCCUGCCUUGUCAGUGCUGCUUGCCUGUAGCUGUGUUUUUCUGUUCAAUGACUUUGAUCCUUGGUCAGGUUGUGUUGUUCCUCAUUGGGAAGCAGGCAUAGACUGACAGCUGCAUCGUGAAGGUGGAGCUGUAGACCUUCUUGAGGACAUUCUGCCAUAGUGUGAAUCUCAAGCUUUGCUGUAGUGGUGCCAUUCUUGUAGAUGCAAUCAUGCCCUGGAGUUCAUGUGUGGACAAUGGAUGCAGUAGUAGUUCAAGUGUGUGGUUGAUGCAAGAUGUCUCUUGAACACAAGUACCUUCAGACCAAGAUCAGUUGUUCAAGUCAUUCCAGUUUGUGUUCUCAGGCAUUAGUAGUGAAUCUUCUUGCUGUGCAUUGGCUUACAAGUCGACAUUUUUGUGGAUGUGUUCUUAUAUGCAUAAUUGGCUUUGUGUGCGUGUAAUAUUGCAUGCUUGGUUUUGUAUUGGAGAAGCAUGGAACUUUAGGCACAAUCAUCUCAAGAAUGUCAAUGCAAAGGAAGGCUGAUGUCUGUUGUUUACCACGCAUAUUUGCAAGUCUCAUUUACAUUCACAGUACUUGAAUGAAAGGGAUUUUUACAAAUAUUUUGAUGCUGUUCAGAAAGAUGGCAAAUCUUCAUCUAUUAUUGGAGCUCUUUUUUAGACAUUGUGCGAAAGUUCAGAUAAUAUGAUAACAAACAACAUUGUAGUAUGUUGGCUGCUAUGUCUGUGGCAUCUCGUUUCAUUUUGUUUGCAGCAUUGAGAGGCUCACUGGCUAGGUGGCCGGCAGCUAUUUUGUGCUGCUUUUGAUAAUAUGAAUGCAUGAACAUUGUGGUGUGCUUUUGAAAUUGAAAUGUAACCUUGCUGUUUCUCAUUCUUUUUACUUUUUUAAUGCCAUUUUCAAAGUAUGCCAUUUGUGGAAACUGAAGCUUGCUUAUACUGUGGGGUUUUCAUUUCCAAGAAAUUUCAUCUUGCCAGUAGUAUGUAGUUUUGAAGCCAUGGAUUUGAACUGUCAUACAUACAGUGCAGCUGAUGUUCUGAGGUGCUUAUUAAAAUCAUGACUGCCUUCACCUCUGCUACAGUGUUGUAGCGUAUGGUGCAGGGCAGUCAGCACCAGUGCUUAACCUUUAGUCAUCAACAAACAUAAAUACCUUUUGUUUGUACUAAAGACCUUUUUGGGGGCAUGAAUCCAUUUAUGUUUUUUAGGAUGGCGGCAUGCUCAUGGCUGAGUCAUGUGAACAUAGGUCAAAACUGAUGCAAGUAUGAAGAAAACACAAUAAAUAAAAAAUUAGAUUUAUCUAUCACUACGCAUGACAUAUUUGUCAAAAUCAGAUGCACUUCUGAAAGAUCUUUGUUAUGGUGAAGUCUUUGUCAGGAACACCCUUCUGAGGUAUUUUGUGAUUGAUUUCUUUCGUCAUGAGCUGUACUUCACCUGGUUCACCUCGCUCAACAACUUUGAAUAAUAUCGUGUUUAUAGAGAGAGUCUCAUGCAUUACCCUGUGCUAAGCAAUAGCUUGCAGUAACAUGAUCACGUGCGUGCACACCCCUGCUCACCUACUGAUACAUAUGUACAUGUACAUAAACAUAAAGAUAAAAAAGAUAAAGAGUGCAGCACAGAGCACUACGGUAGAGUGGUGCUCACAUGGUGCUACUGAAGUUAACAUGGGUGUUCCACAGCAGUUUACAUACCCCUGAUGAUGCAAUUUCUUCCAUUUCAGACAUGCCAGAACAAGGCAAAUAACACAUAAUUUGUUGAAGAUUGCAGUUGAAUGUUUUCUCUGCUUUCAAGAUCUUGCUGACUGUAGAUCUGAAUUAAAAUGGCUUAGUCAGAUCGCAAUACAUGUACAUUUUAUAUUUAUGAUCACUUUUAAAAAAUUCAGUUUAUUGUCAGCAAGAUGCUUACUUAAAUGUCUGGGGCAAGAAAUAAUCUACAACAAAUUGACAGCACACAACUGCCUACUCAAACAUGUGUCCAAAUGGCAGGAUACUUGCCUGAGUAGAGGGUCUGUUUUAAACAACAAAAUCACACACAGCAGCAUUAGUGCCACAAACGGCAAGAAAAACUGGUUUGGACAAGAAAAUGAUAAGAGCCAUAAGUCUGCCUUGCUUGUGAUUUCAUUUACCAUUGGUUGGUUAAUAGUUGUUGAGUAUAUUCUAUAUGUAAGUAUUAAUCAAGUCAUCACUUGAGGUGGAAAUUUGGAUUGUUACAGACUGUUCAACUGCUCUUUGAUGUAUUCUACAUUUUUCUCUAACAUUUUUAAUUUGGUCAAUACUGAAAACCUUUAAAAUAUUUGUUUCUGUGGGUCAAGAUAAAAUUAUUGAAGAAAUGCUUCCUGGUUGGUGAGAUUAGUUGUUUCUGACCAGAACCAGAUAAAAUUCCGUGUGUACUUACACAGAGGGACAGUGUGUUUGUUGUCACUCCUUGUUUCCAUCAAUAUAUAUAUUCAUAGAUAACUUAAUUGCACCUGUGUAUGUAAUUCUUUGCACCAGGCUAUUGCUCAAUUUGAGCAACAAAAGGAGCUGCCUCCCUUCAAGAAGAGGCCGAUAUAUAAUCAGCAAUCCCCAUAGAGCCAAAAUUUGUUUUUGUACAGUGUUUGUAAUGUCAUACUUAACCCAGAGUUUAUGGUAUCACUUGCAAAGGAAAUAUAACCAAUUGUUCCCAUUUUAUUUUUAGUAUUGCUUGCUAGAAUUUAAAAUUAAAAAAACUUUUGGUAGUCAUCAUAUAGUGCACCUUGUAGCCUAUUAAUUUGCACUUGCUUUGCAUAUUGUGCCAUUGCUUUUGAGAAGAGUAGUUCUGUUUAAUAGUGUACUGAAAAUAUGAAUGCUUUAAGCACCAUGUUUGCUAAAACUAUGAAAGGUGUCUUGUUAAACAAUCAUUAGAAAGUUCCUUGUCAGCAUUUUCUUGGUUAAGUGUGAGCAACGUAAUGGGUACAGACCUGUAGAGUGUGGAUGGGAAGAGCUUAUCUUCUUUGUCUGUGCAUGCAAUGCAUUGGCCUUGGUAAACAAUUAUUCUUCAAGAAGAGAUUUCUGACAAAUUUCAAGAUGUCCAAGAAGGUGCAGGCAGAAACAGACAUUACUUUUUAUUGUAAAUAACAGCAGUGACAUGGAGAAAGUGAAAUGAAGUACAAGUUGAGUAAUUAGCUACACUCUUAUUUCACGUUAGUACAAACUGUACACAUUCUAGGCCUUGUUCUGUUGAAGACUUUGUGUGCAUAUAGACUGUACAGUGUUAAUUGUUAAGUAGUUUUUUUCAGUGGGGAAAAUGGCAAUGUGCAAUACAAUUUCUUUUUUUCUUAUAGCACUGGUAAAUCCUUUAGAGUUCUGUGCUAUGAUGAUUCAUCAACUUUUCUUUGCCAAGAUCCUUUUGUGCCUGUGGUUCAGAGCAAAUUGCUUUUUAUCGGCAGUUGAAACUCUUUGUCAAGAAGUUUGCUGUGUGUAUGUGUGUGUGUGAUGCUAUGUAUACCUGCAAAAACUUCCUUUGAUGUUUUAUUCUUGUGGUCCAGUGAACUACAGAACUCUUUCAAAGGAAAGGCCAUGUUGCAGCAUGUAUCUGCAGCACAUUCCUAAAGUCUGUGUUGGUUGGCUGUGCUUCAGGUAUUUCUUACUCAGCUUAUAGCAUUUAUCAUCACUUUGUAGUCUGUGUUGUGUUAUUUCACCCAUUAUCUUUGUUGUUCAGUCACUUUUCUGUGAAAAGAAAAACAAUUUUUGCAUGUUAGAAAUUAACUUGUACCUGUUUUAUGCCAUAAGAUUCUCUGUCAUGAAUGGAAAUUUUCCUGUUGUUUGCAGUAUGCUAUCUUAAACCCUUCAGUUUAGAGAUUUGCUGCUUUUGUUUCUUGAUUAAUUUAUGGAUAUGGAUUGCCAACUGUAUUGUGAAGUCCUUAGUAAUAUUGGUAUGUUUGAGUCCAAACAGUGGGCUUCUGUUUGCUAGCUCAGCUAACUCAACAGAAAAUGACUGUAAACUGACUUGUUAAAAUCUUUUGACUGCUCAAUCAAAACUACCGAAACGAUCAGAUACCAAUAUUCUUUACCGUGUGACGUUUUGUGAAAUGUUUGUUCUCCUUUCUUGACAAGAUGCCGGUCCCCACCCCACACCCCCACCUUCUUUCUCUUGUGUUGAGUUCUUUAAAAUGUAAGGAGAAAGGCAGGAUACUACCCUACAGCUCGUCCAAUUUUCUGCCAACUCGUCUCAAAGACAAUAUUUAUAAUGGAAAUCUUUAAACAGUUUUUGAAAAUUUUAAUAGGUCUUCCAUCCCCUAACAUUAUCGUAUUUAUGGAUGCAAAAAAAAGAAAAGAAAAAAAAUAAAGUCCCUAUAAGUGGUAAGACUGAAAAAAAUAGAGUAGCAUAUUGGGCAUUUAUCUGAUCAUGAAUGUGAAGCUGAUGCUGCACAGACCGUUUGAUCUUCUGCCUGUUAAUAUGGUUUACUUAGCUUCUUACAUCAUGAAAUUAUCAUUUGCACAAACACUUGGUACCCAUCAGAAAGAAUAAUUUCACUUUUCUUUAUAAUCAGUAUUUACAUGGUACUGUGCACAAAGUGUGUGUGUGUGCGUGCAUACAGAAAAAAAAAAGAGAGAGAAUCUGAAGCUAGCAAGUCUGAUUCAUCCAUUUUGCACAGCUAAAACUUUUAUUUAAUUAUCAUAUUGUCUCUAGUGUGUUUAUUGUCAGUACCAUUUGAUGAACUUGUAAAUACCCUGAUAAACCUCACAAAAUGUUUACAGUGAUUACAUAUAUAGGCUAGGUAGAGUGUAGACGGUUGUAUUGUUUUGCUUCUAGAUCAACCCAGUCAUUAAUUCUAACUUUGCAUUAUGAAGAACAGUUUCUGCUUGCAUCAGGGUUGUUUUUGUAGAUUUCUGUUUAAGUUAAUAUCAUUAUUAUUAUACUCACUUUGGUUUCUUCAUAGAUGGAUCAUUUUCAUAUGGCAAGUUUCCCAUUUUUGUGAAAAUUCUUCUUCUGAACAUAUGGGCAAUAGAAACUAAAGUUUAUAAAAAGUAGAGAAUGGGCAUUGAGAGCAUAAACUUGCAGUUGUGUGUCUGUAUCAUAGGGAUGGAGAGUUGGGCUAAGAAGUAAGUCUCCUCUUGUGUCCCAAUUAAGCCUCCAGGGCAUUCAGUGAUCAGUCAUCUGACGGACUAAGUGGGCAAUGAAGGGCAUUUCUAAUACUUUAUUUCUCUUAUUCGCCAGAACAUCAGCAGAUUAAGAAAAACACCAUAUCUCCUGAUUUUGUGAUAAAGACAAUUUGAGAAUGUGAAUAGGGGAACAGUGUUUUCUAUGUUUAUUUUGGCCCUGAACAAGAAACUUCAGAAGACUUGGUAACUCUGCAGGUGAAAAGUUGGGAGACUGACAACAUUUCACAUUUGUAUGCCUUCAUUUUUCUAUAAUCUUACAUUUACCAGCCAAAGAUUAUUCUGGCACUUUGAGUAUCUAAUUUUCGUUUGAGUAGAGAUGACAUUCUCACCAAAAACAAAAAUAUUUUCAUCAUAGCAGGGUUUAUAAUUUUAAGAAAUUAAUUCACUUACAUACCUGUUGAUAGGUUGUUUCCUUUUUAUUAUUUUGUUUCCUUAGCUAUAUCUUUUCAGUAUGUACAAAUCAACGAGUAUUGUUCCUGCAUGAUACCAUGGGUAAAAGAUCUGUUCAGCAUGCAGGCUCUGGAAGUCGUUUUGAAAUGUUUGUGGUAUGGUAAAUGUAUUACUUUGUAUUACUCUAUUACUCAUUUUGUACUGAAGAAGGCUUUAUUUUGUUAUUGUGUCUCACAUGGCCUGCAGGCCAAAGUGGCAAGGGUGAGUUCUCCAAGGCACCAGCUUAAAGCCGUCUUCAGUGGUAUGGCAUUCCCAGCAGAGAACUCUAUGGCUGCUUUGUGCUGAUAUUAAAAUGUGUACAAACACC
Molecule: messenger RNA, 10301 nt
Organism: Pomacea canaliculata
Lineage: Eukaryota; Metazoa; Mollusca; Gastropoda; Architaenioglossa; Ampullariidae
Product: tyrosine-protein phosphatase 99A-like
Exons: 31
Coding region: 344-4165 (1273 amino acids)
Biological process (GO): protein dephosphorylation
Molecular function (GO): protein binding; protein tyrosine phosphatase activity
Source: RefSeq, a predicted model, not a curated record